GAGAAUACAACCAUGUCUAACAUGUCCUUUAACUGGAUAAAGCAGGAAAAUUCAUGUCGUUUUGUCUUCCCGCAUCAGAACUGGAAUAUAUGGCUGACACUGCACCGGAGAAAGGGGAAGUAAAAGGCAAAGCUAAAGAGAAGGCUAAAAAUAAAGAUACCCCAAAUGAAUCACCAAAAGAUAAGAAAGAAAUGGCUAAGAGAAUGUUGCAAGUUAUUUGCUUGGGCUGUGAGAGCAAAUUUUUGUCCACUGAAACAAAUAAAUUAUGCGGGGCUUGUAAGGAAAAGAUUAAAAGUACAGCAGGCACUACAGCUGGCUCUGAGGAAUUAAUGUCCUGGAUGAAGGAUGCAAUGGUGCAAGCUUUUGAAUCCUUUAGUCAGGAUAAACGGCAUAAUGAUGCACCUGCUGAGGAGAGCCUCCUUUAUGACAGUAUCUCCUCUGAUGAACCAGGUCCAUCAAAGUAUAAGCCAGAUUCUGAGUCAGAAUAUUCAGAUAUGGAAGAUUUUUUUCCUAUAGAAGACAUAGAUUCUCUGAUAUUGGCUGUAGGGGAAACAAUGGGAUUGGAAGAUACUUCAGAACCACCCAAAAAAUCAAGUAAACUUUUUGCAAACAUAAAUAAACGUAAAGUAUGUUUUCCACUGGAUGAAGCUAUUAAAGGCAAAAUUAAGAAUCAGUGUUCUAAUUUGGAUAGAAAGUUUAUUCUUCAAAAGAAGUUUAACAUGUUAUUUCCUUUAGAUGUGGCUGAUUCUAAACCUUGGGAUAAUGCUCCUAAAUUGGAUCCUCCUGUAGCACAAACAAUUAAAAGAACAACGCUUCCCCUAGAAGACAGCACAGGUCUUCGAGAUCCGAUGGACAGGAAGGCUGAUGGGGCUUUACGGAAAGCCUUUCUGGCAGCAGCAGCAGGAUUUAAACCAGUGGUGGCUGCAGCUUCAGUGGCAAGAUCCCUAAAGGUAUGGAUCACACAGCUAGAGAAGGAAUUGAAAAAAGGGGUGUCAAGAGACAAAUUAUUGGCAGACCUACCUAUGUUGUCAUCAGCAGCUGAUUGUCUUACUGAGGCAGCCUUAGCCUCAAUAGAUAUCUUAUCUAAAUCGACUACAUUCGCAACAUCAGCAAGAAGAGCGAUAUUGUUAAAACCAUGGAUUGCAGAUAUAGCAUCAAAGAAUCGCUUACUUAAUCUUCCAUUGAGGGAGAAAAAUUGUUUGGAUCCGAACUCGAAUCUUUGGUGGAAAAGAAAUCCGAUGAUAAGGUAAAAUGUUUACCUCAAGACAAAAGAAGUGCUAAACGCCCCUUUCGAGGGUUUCGUACUUCCUAUAGAUAUCGGCAGGACUGGAGAAAUCAAAAGACAUCAAAGGAUAGAUCCUAUAAUCAGUUCAGAGGGCGAUCCAGUAGAGGAAGAGGCCGCACAAAUUUUCAUCAGCGACCAUUUUUAGCAUGACGCCAGACGAGUUGGAGGGAGACUCAAGAAGUUUACAGCAGAAUGGACAAAAAUAACAUCCGACAAAUGGGUGCUACAAACAAUAGAAAAAGGUUAUGCCAUAGAGUUCGAAUCAUUCCCCCCAACAAAAUAUAUAAAAACAUAUCUUCCAAAAAGGCAAAAAGAAAAGAACGCUAUGUGUGCGGCGAUUCAGGACUUCAAAGAUCAAGGAGUAUUAAUCCAAGUACCUCAAGGAGAAAAAUGUAUGGAUGUAUAUUCUCAAAUAUUUUUAGUCCCGAAACCAAAAGGAAAAUACAGAGCAGUCAUAGACUUGAGGUAUUUAAACAACUUCAUAAGCAAAAAGAAAUUCAAGAUGGAAACUAUGCAAUCUACAAUACAAGCUCUUCGAGAACAAGAGGAAAUGGUAACACUAGAUUUACAGAACGCAUACUUGCACAUACCAAUAAGACCGUGUCAUCAAAAAGUCCUAAGGGUGGCCAUAAGAGGAUCCACUUUCACAGAGCACCUUCAGUUUUCAGCACUACCGUUCGGAAUAUCAAGCACACCAAGAGUGUUUACAAAAGUAUUAGUGACCGCUGUGGCCUUUUUAAGAACACAAGGAGUCUCAAUAAAACCAUAUUUAGACGAUUGCCUUAUAAAAGCAGAUUCUCAGUCCAUCCUGGGAGAACAUGUAAAUCUAACAGUACAAGUUCUUCAAUCAUUGGGAUGGAUUAUAAAUUGGGAAAAAUCCAAUCUGCGUCCAUCAACAAAAAUAAAGUUUUUAGGCAUGAUUCUAGAUACCGAAAUAGGCAAAGUUUCUCUACCAUUGGAAAAGGCUUGCAAGAUCAAAGACAAAGUGAAAUUGUUGCAAGAAAGAGAAGUGUCUUCUAUAAGACAAGUAACAGAGGUCCUUGGACUUUUUUCAGCAGCCAUAGUAGCCGUUCCCUGGGCCAAAGCUCAUAUGAAGGAGUUGCAGGAGUUUCUAAAUAUGAUAUGGGAUUAUCAGAAAAAGUCCUUAAACAAAAAAGUUCACUUACCACAAGAAAUAAGGAGGUCACUUACCUGGUGGAUGCAGACAAAGAAUUUAAUGAAAGGAAAUCAAUUGUUCCCUGGGCCCACAAAAUUAAUCACAACAGAUGCAAGCAAAAGAGGCUGGGGGGCUCAUCUUCAAGAUAUUUCAGAACAAGGAAGAUGGUAUGACAGAUCUUUCAGCCAAUUCAUUGGAGUUAGAGGCAGUUUGGAGAGCCUUAAAAUCUUUUGCCCCAUAUAUAAAAAACGAAAAUUUUCUGGUCCAUACAGACAAUGUAACAACAGCAUUUUACUUAAAUCAUCAAGGAGGUCUAAGAAGUCAAGAUCUUAUGCACAGAGCAAAAAGAAUAUUCAAAUGGGCAGAACGCAAUUUAAACAGCCUCACUGCUCGACACAUUUCAGGCCAUUCAAAUUUCAGAGCGGACUUUUUAAGUCGCAAAGAUUUACAUCCAGGAGAAUGGAGUCUAAACCAAGAGGUGUUUUAUCAGAUUUGCAAACGAUGGGGGUUUCCAGACAUAGACCUCAUGGCAUCAAAACAAAACAAAAAAGUUCCAAGAUUCUUCUCACUAACAAGCAGUCAAGUAGAAGUAGCUGUGGAUGCGCUGGCUCAACCCUGGAGUUUCAGUCGUGCUUACAUAUUCCCACAAUUAAUUCCAUUAGUGGGCAGAGUAGUCAGGAAAAUACGACUAACCCCAGCGGAAAUAAUUCUAAUAGCUCCAGCAUGGCCAAGGAGGAGUUGGUACUCAGAAUUAAUCCAACUAUCCAUAAGCCCACCAUGGCGUUUGCCUAGGAGGAAGGACCUACUGACUCAGGGGCCGAUCUCCUAUGCAGACCUGACUCCAUUACAACUUACCGCGUGGAGACUGAAAGGGAUGCGUUAACAUUACAAGGCAUUUCCCCAGCGGUAAUCGAUACCUUACUACAUAGCAGGAAGAUAGUUACUAAUAAUAUAUAUCAAAGAAUAUGGACUCUGUUUCGAAAAUGGUGCAUUAAAAGAAAAUAGUUUCCGGAAACAGCCCCCAUUUCCAUGAUUCUGGACUUUUUGCAUGAUGGGUUUAGAAAAAAUCUAGCCCUGAAUACAAUUAAAGUUCAGAUAGCGGCGCUAGAAGCUUUUAAGAACUUGGCAUUAGCAGAACAACCAUUAGUAAAAAGGUUGGUAAAAGCAAUGCAAAACAUCAAACUAAAAAGCAAACCAUUAACACCAGUAUGGGAUUUAGAUAUGGUGCUUAAAGUCCUUCAGAAAGCUCCCUUUGAACCAUUAAAAGAAGCUACAUUAUUUCAUCUUACAAUUAAGACUGUAUUUCUGGUAGCCAUUUGCUCGGCAAGAAGGGUUGGUGAAAUACACGACCUGUCCUGUAAGGAACAUUACUUACAAAUUCUUCAAGUCAGGAUCAUUCUUAAAGCAGACCCUUCAUUUUGACCUAAAGUUUCAUCAAAUAUUUAUGUUAAUUUUGAAAUCGUCUUGCCUGAUUUCUAUCCGAAGCCUUAGAAUAAACAUGAAGAAGAUCUUCAUUUUCUGGAUGUUAAAAGAUGCAUUUUAAUGUAUCUGAAGAAAGUACAAAAAUUUAGAAUAUCUAAUUGCCUGUUUAUAACAUAUGCAGGUAUAAGAAAAGGGAAAACCACAUCAAAGAUGUCUAUAUCCAGGUGGAUAAAACAGGCAAUUACAUUUGCAUAUACGUCACAACAAAACCAGUUCCAUUGGGACUUUGCUCAUUCAACUCGGGCAGUGUCAGCCUCAUGGGCAGAAAGUGCUGGAGUUUCUGUGGACCAAAUCUGCAGGACAGCGUCCUGGUCAAGCUUCAAAACCUUCUCAAACCAUUACAGACUCAACGUGGGUACACCCAGGGAAGUGGCUUUCGCAAGCUAAAUAACCCUCCCAUUACUACUGCUUAUCAACUCUCUAUAGUAAGUGCUGCCAAGGGACGUGAGGGAAAUAGGGAAUUUAAAUUGCUUACCGUAAAUUCCUUUUCCCUCAGUCCCGAAGGCAGCACAUUUUUUUCCCUCCCUUAUUAAAAACCUUGGCAUUAAUGAUGUGUAUUGCUUGUUAAUCACUGAGGGGUAUUGGGGGAAGACACCUUUAUAGGGAGAAAGGGGAGGAGUGUUUUAUUAUGCUGGGUGAUGUUUUCCUACCCUAGGAGGAGCUCUCUCUAUAGUAAAUGCUGCCUUCGGGACUGAGGAAAAAGGAAUUUACAGUAAGCUAUUUAAAUUCCCUAUUUCAGGUUUUUGUAUACUGGUUAUCUUUUAUAGAGGGGAAGGUAGGUUAGUAACUGGGGUCACUAGACCACCUAGUUAUACUUUUUGGCUUUCUUAUUGUCUUUAAAGGGGUUGUUCCCCUUUGAAUUAAAUUUUAGUAUGCUGUAGAGAGUGAUACUCUAAAGCAAUUUGC
Messenger RNA from Xenopus laevis (African clawed frog), 4829 nucleotides. It is a transcript of the gene adgrg1.L, whose product is annotated as adhesion G protein-coupled receptor G1 L homeolog. The transcript is spliced from 2 exons. Gene Ontology annotation, molecular function: transmembrane signaling receptor activity; G protein-coupled receptor activity. Gene Ontology annotation, cellular component: membrane raft; plasma membrane; membrane. The record is from RefSeq and is a predicted model, not a curated record. Gene Ontology annotation, biological process: adenylate cyclase-activating G protein-coupled receptor signaling pathway; G protein-coupled receptor signaling pathway; cell surface receptor signaling pathway. Lineage: Eukaryota; Metazoa; Chordata; Amphibia; Anura; Pipidae. The coding region runs from base 1611 to 3233 and encodes 540 amino acids.